AUGCCAGCUGCCGCAUAUGGCGGAGCCACGUCAUCGUUGUCCACGUCACCAACUCCAGAUCAAGCAGACGGCCUUUCUUACGUCAGUCCUGCCGGCAUUGACGUCACUGGAACUCGUUCGGACCCCUCAUCCAUAUCAAACUUCUCGCGAACCUCCACCGGACCUCCGCUCUCCCGAACCUCCACCGGACCUCCGCUCUCCCGAACCUCCACCGGACCUCCACUCUCCCGAGUCUCCAGCGGGGGCUUGAGCAGCAACAGCUGGACCGGCGUGGCGCCUUGGGACUGGCCGGAGUCUCUGGCGCCCGCUUUUGUGGCGGGAGCUGCGGGCGGCGGAGGCGCAGCAUGGGGGGCAGCGGGUGGGGGAGGCGGAGCAUGGGGGGGAGCGGGUAGCGGAGGGGGGGCAUGGGGGGCAUCAGGGGCGGCAGUAAACGGGUCAAGGGUGGGAGCAGGCGAAGGGCGCGCAGCAGCGGGAGGGACAGCAGGAGAGGGUUUAGGGCAGCAGCAGGGGGGCUUGCAGGGAAAUUCAGCCCUGGGAAUGCACGCUGGCAGCGGGUAUGGCGGAAGUGCCGCUGGUGGAUUGGGAGGAUGGGGAGGGCCAGGUGUCUACAGCGGAGGGGGAGCAGCGGCAGGAGCAGUGGGAGCGGUAGAGGCAGGAGCGGUGGCAGCAGGGGGAGGUGGGAUUGGGAUCGGAAUAGAGGCAGGCGGAUUAGGUCGUCACUCCUUCCUCGCAGCUUCCUCCACAUCCCCCCCUACCUUCACCCGCUCGCUCACCGAACCUCGCCUCUUCGCCCCCCGCCAGGCCCCCUGGCACGCACCCGCGCUCUCCCCCUUUCCCGCUUCCGCCUUCCCCCCGCCUCCCCCUUCCGCCUACUCCCCACCUCCCCCGUCCGCGUUCCCCCCGGGCUUCCCCCUGCCGUCCGCUGACCCCUUGUCCCCGCUGGGGGCGGGGGCGGAGCUGCUGUCCCCCACGCGCCCGCUGCCGGUGUGCCCGGCCAAGGGGCAGUGGGUGCGCGGCAGCCAGAUCGGUGCCGGGGGCUUCGGCAGGGUGUUUCAAUGCGUGAGCAGCAUGACAGGAGAGGUGUUCGCAGUGAAGCAGGUGGCGCUGGAUCGCUCCGAUCGCUCUGAGCUGUCCCAGACCUCUCAGCUUCUCGCUCCCACCUCAUUCCCCCGCCCCGCGCCCCCCUGUGCCCCCCCGUGCGCCUGCAUGCCCCCCCAUUGCAGCAGCAUGACAGGAGAGGUGUUUGCAGUGAAGCAGGUGGCGCUGGAUCGCUCCGAUGCUGACUUCAGGGGCGACCACUCCAUUGAGCAGCUCAAACAGGAGAUCAUGCUGCUGAGUCGCAUCAACCACCCCAACAUCGUGCAAUACCUCGGCUGUGAGAUUGACGACAAGUACCUGUACAUAUUCCUGGAGUACAUGGAGAUGGGGUCCAUUCUGAACGUGCUGAAGAAGCUACCAGUGCGCCCCCACGCGCUGCUCAGCAAGUAUGUGCGCCAGGUGCUGCAGGGACUGGCGUUCCUUCACUCCAUGGAGUUCGUUCAUAGGGACAUCAAGUGCAGCAACAUCCUGGUGGAUAAGAGCGGCACCAUCAAGCUCGCUGACUUUGGCCUUGCCAAGCAUUACUCGGCAUCGUUGGACAUGACAGGCUGUCGGGGCACUGUCUGGUGGAUGGCACCUGAGGUGAUCAAUGCAUCGGGAGGCUACGACUGGGCGGUGGACAUAUGGUCGCUGGGCUGCACCGUGAUAGAGAUGGUCACGCUCUGGCCGCCCUGGUUCCACCCCGCCUCCGGCUGCCCCAUCUGGGGCCGCGGCUUCGGCCCUGUGAGUGCACAUGCCCUAGCCAUCAUUAACCCCGCUAACCGCACAAGUGGUUCCACUGAACCCUCUGGUGCUUGCAAGUGUCCCACAUGCCCCACGUGCCCCACCCGCUCUGGCCGCCCUGGUUCCACCCCGCCUCCGGCUGCCCCAUCUGGGGCCGUGGCUUCGGCCCUGUGA
Molecule: messenger RNA, 1995 nt
Organism: Closterium sp. Naga37s-1
Lineage: Eukaryota; Viridiplantae; Streptophyta; Zygnematophyceae; Desmidiales; Closteriaceae
Source: the annotation of a GenBank genome assembly